CCUCCAAACAAAGGAUCAGUGAUCUGAUCAUGGAAUGAUUACAGAGACAAAGAAGGAUGAGGAAGGAGGUGGUGGUGAUAGCUUCAUUGAGCACAACCUUGGCACUGGUCGCAGCAGUUGGUCUGAUCAAGAGAUGGAAGAAGAAGAAAGAGAGACAACGGAGGCAAACAUGAAACCUCGUACGUAAAUUCGCAAGGGAAUGUGCCACUCCUGUCAAAACCCUCUGGCUCGUCGCCGAUGACUUAGUUUCCGACAUGAAAGCCUCUCUCGCUUCUUCCUCCGACGAAGCCACCACUCUCAAGAUGAUCAUUUCGUUUGCUGCAUCGCUCCCUAAUGGAGAAGAGGAAGGUUUCUUCUAUGGAGUUAACAUGAGAAGCACAAACUUCUUGAUCUUGUGUGCUCGUCUCAGAGGAAAGAACAGCCACGUCUCUGAUUUAGACAGAGAAGAAAUCUCCUUCCCUCCUGAUCUCCUGGAUGCAGCUAGACAGGGAAUGGAGGACCUGACAUUGUGUGAGGAGUUCCCGAUGGAUUGUUUUGAUGGACUUGAUUUCCAAUCCUUGGUCCCCGAGAGCUAUUCACCUUACGAGCGUCCAAACUCCCAGAGAAAACAGAAUCCUCAGUCAAUUAUUGCCCCCCCAGGACCAAGUCCGAGCAAGAAGGUCAAGGUCAUCAAUAAGUCUGUUGCUCCCAGACUCAUUUCUUUUGAGCACUCCAAUAAUACGCACCAGUUAUGCGAUCUGGAUCCCAAUGUGAAGCUCGAAAGCCUCAGUGAAAACGUACUGAAUCUGGCGUCUUUAAGAAGCUGUCAAGGCGCAUACUAUGAAGGUAUAGAUUUCGUAGAAGGCAAGAAAGAGACGAGAAAUCCACUCCAAGCUCAAGAUCACGUCAUGGCCGAACGAAGACGAAGGGAAAAGCUCAACCAGAAGUUUAUUACUCUCUCCUCCAUCAUUCCUGGCCUCAAGAAGAUGGACAAGGCGUCGGUGUUGGGAGAUGCUAUAGAGUACGUGAAACAGCUGAAGGAACGCGAGAAGAUUCUGGAAGAACAAGUUGCUAUGAAUAGAAAGGAAUCCGCAGUCUUGACGAGGAGAACUAUUCUCUUUGCGGACGAUGAUGAUAAGUCGCCGCCGUCCGAUGAAAUUCCCGACAAGUCACUGGCUGAAAUCGAAGCCAGAGUUUUGGGUAAAGAUGUACUCAUCAGAAUCCAAUGCGAGAAACAUAAUGGGUGUGAGGCUAAAAUACUGAGAGAAUUUGAAAACCUUCGUCUCACUGUUCAUAGCAGCAGCAUCCUACCAUUUGGAGAAACCACCCUUUGUAUAACCAUCAUCGCUCAGCAGAUGGACAAGGAGCACAGCAUGACAGCAAAGGAUCUCGUGGGAAGCUUGAGGAAGGCAUUGACAUUAGAUCGUGCGUAGUUCAGAUAAUAUCUAUUGUUAGUAGAGGGGUGGUUUUGAGCGGCUUUGACUUUUCAAACCUACUCUUUUUUUAUAUUCCCUCUUUUAGAUCUGCUGUGAUAAGCAGAAAAUUAAGGUUCUUGUUUACAGAGACAAUAAUAGAACUAGCAGGCACAUGUAUGUUUCGCAUCGUUUAUUGUUGUGUAUAAAGUUCUUAUGAUUAUUUGUGCUCCCCAGAGAUAAUGACAAUAUAAUUAGUUUAGUUUGCUUGGGAUGAUAUAUAUUUUCUAGUUUGACA
This is a messenger RNA of Prosopis cineraria, 1689 nucleotides long. Its product is annotated as transcription factor bHLH25-like. The coding region runs from base 255 to 1412 and encodes 385 amino acids. Gene Ontology annotation, biological process: carbohydrate metabolic process. Gene Ontology annotation, molecular function: ATP binding; protein dimerization activity; phosphotransferase activity, alcohol group as acceptor. The record is from RefSeq and is a predicted model, not a curated record. NCBI's taxonomy places the organism in Eukaryota, Viridiplantae, Streptophyta, Magnoliopsida, Fabales, Fabaceae. The transcript has 5 exons.